Messenger RNA from Erinaceus europaeus (western European hedgehog), 2190 nucleotides. RefSeq names its product solute carrier family 6 member 13 (gene SLC6A13). The record is from RefSeq and is a predicted model, not a curated record. Gene Ontology annotation, biological process: neurotransmitter transport; sodium ion transmembrane transport. The coding region runs from base 1 to 2010 and encodes 669 amino acids. Gene Ontology annotation, molecular function: gamma-aminobutyric acid:sodium:chloride symporter activity. The transcript is spliced from 15 exons. NCBI's taxonomy places the organism in Eukaryota, Metazoa, Chordata, Mammalia, Eulipotyphla, Erinaceidae. Gene Ontology annotation, cellular component: plasma membrane.
AUGGGGAGAGCAAGCCAGUGUUCCCAGUCAUGGAAAAGGCGGAGGAAGAUGACGGCACUCUGCAGCGGGGCCAGUGGAACAACAAGAUGGAGUUCGUGUUGUCUGUGGCAGGCGAGAUCAUCGGGUUGGGCAAUGUCUGGAGGUUCCCCUACCUCUGCUACAAGAACGGGGGAGAGCACUGCUCAGCCCUUUCUUUUCUUUCUUUCUUUCUCUUUCUUUCUUUCUUUCUUUCUUUCUUUCUUUCUUUCUUUCUUUCUUUCUUUCUCUUUCUUCUUCCUCCUCCUCUCAUCCUUUUCCUCCUCUCCUUCUCCUCCUCCUUUUCUUCUUCUUCUUUUUCCUUCAAGGUUAACUCUGGGGCUCACUGCUGACACUAUGAAUCCACGGCUCCUGGAGGGUGCUUUUUUCAUCCCCUACCUCAUCUUCCUCUUCACCUGUGGCAUUCCCGUCUUCCUCCUGGAGACAGCUCUGGGCCAGUACACCAGCCAGGGAGGCAUCACUGCCUGGAGGAAGAUCUGCCCCAUCUUUGAGGGCAUUGGCUACGCCUCCCAGGUGAUCGUCAUCCUCCUCAACUUCUACUACAUUGUGGUGCUGGCCUGGGCCCUCUUCUACCUCGUCAGCAGCUUCACUGUGGACCUGCCCUGGGGCAGCUGCCGCAAUGAGUGGAACACAGAGCACUGCGUGGAGUUCCAGAGAACCAACGGCUCCCUAAAUGUCACCUCUGAGAAUGCCACCUCCCCGGUCAUCGAGUUCUGGGAGAGGCGUGUGCUGAAGAUUUCGGCGGGUAUCCAGCACCUGGGGGCACUGCGCUGGGAGCUGGCGCUGUGCCUCCUGUUUGCCUGGGUAGUCUGCUACUUCUGCAUCUGGAAGGGUGUCAAGUCCACCGGCAAGGUGGUCUACUUCACAGCCACGUUCCCGUACCUCAUGCUGGUGGUCCUGCUGGUCCGAGGUGUGACCCUGCCUGGAGCCGCCCAAGGAAUCCAGUUUUACCUGUACCCCAACCUCACACGCCUAUGGGACCCCCAGGUGUGGAUGGACGCAGGCACCCAGAUCUUCUUCUCUUUCGCCAUCUGCCUCGGCUGCCUGACAGCCUUGGGCAGCUACAACAAGUACCACAACAACUGCUACAGGGACUGCGUGGCCCUCUGCUUCCUCAACAGCGGCACCAGCUUCGUGGCGGGCUUCGCCAUCUUCUCCAUCUUGGGCUUCAUGUCACAAGAGCAGGGGGUGCCCAUCUCCGAGGUGGCUGAGUCAGGUCCUGGCUUGGCGUUCAUUGCCUACCCCCGUGCUGUGGUGAUGCUGCCCUUCUCCCCGCUAUGGGCCUGCUGCUUCUUCUUCAUGGUUGUUCUCCUGGGGCUGGACAGUCAGUUUGUGUGUGUGGAAAGCCUGGUGACAGCACUGGUGGACAUGUACCCCCGGCGCUUCCGCAAGAAGAACCGCAGGGAGGGGCUCAUCCUCGGCGUGUCCGUGGUCUCCUUCCUGGUGGGGCUAGUCAUGCUCACAGAGGGGGGCAUGUACGUCUUCCAGCUUUUUGACUACUACGCGGCCAGUGGCAUGUGCCUCCUGUUUGUCGCCAUCUUUGAGUCCCUCUGUGUGGCGUGGGUGUACGGGGCCGGGCGCUUCUAUGAUGACAUUGAAGACAUGAUCGGAUACCGGCCCUGGCCGCUUAUCAAGUACUGCUGGCUCUUCCUCACUCCGGCUGUGUGCACAGCCACCUUCCUGUUUUCCCUCAUCAAGUACACGCCACUGACCUACAACAAGAAGUACACGUACCCCUGGUGGGGCGACGCACUGGGCUGGCUACUGGCGCUGUCCUCCAUGCUCUGCAUCCCUGCCUGGAGCCUCUACAAGCUGACCACACUGAGGGGCGCCUUCAGAGAGCGGAUUCGCCAGCUUGUGUGUCCAGCUGAGGACCUACCCCGGAGGAGGAGCUCGCCCCGGACAGAGCCCGCUGCUCCCGCCCCCAGACUCACGCCCCUCCUCAGACUAACGGAAGUGGAGUCUCAUUGCUAGGGCUGGGGAGGGCGUACCCGGCCUGUGAGCCAGCUGGCGGCUGAGGGGAAGGGGGGAGGGAUUGUUGGGGGGGGCUGCUCCCCGCCCCCACUGGGCUCUUUGGGACCUGUUUUCUGAGUGGGAUUCAGCCCCCCUUACGCACAUUGCCAGCCGCCAUUAAACCCGUGUUUUCUGCCCUAA